Molecule: messenger RNA, 609 nt
Organism: Hibiscus syriacus
Lineage: Eukaryota; Viridiplantae; Streptophyta; Magnoliopsida; Malvales; Malvaceae
Product: CDPK-related protein kinase-like
Exons: 2
Coding region: 1-609 (202 amino acids)
Biological process (GO): protein autophosphorylation; peptidyl-serine phosphorylation; intracellular signal transduction
Cellular component (GO): nucleus; cytoplasm
Molecular function (GO): calcium-dependent protein serine/threonine kinase activity; calmodulin binding; calcium/calmodulin-dependent protein kinase activity
Source: RefSeq, a predicted model, not a curated record
AUGACAACAGCUAUUGCAGUUGAGGAUGUAAGAAGAGAGGUGAAGGUAUUGAGAGCCUUGACUGGACAUAACAAUUUAGUCAAGUUCUAUGAUGCGUCUGAAGAUCAUGAUAAUGUUUAUAUAACAAUGGAGUUUUGUGAAGGAGACGAGAUUUUGGAUAAAAUACUUGCAAAGACUGUAAUGGUACAGAUACUAAAUGUUGUUGCUUUUUGCCAUCUUCAGGAUGUGGUGCAUCGAGAUCUUAAGCCAGAGAACUUUCUAUGUUAUGGUACAGAAGCUGAUGUUUGGAGAAUAGGUGUGAUAACAUAUAUUCUUUUAUGUGGUAGUCGUCUAUUUUGGGCAAGGACUGAAUCUGGAAUUUUUCGAGCAGUCCCAAAAGCCGAUUCGAAUUUUAUCGAAGCAACUUGGCCUUCCUUGUCUUCUGAAGCUAAGGGCUUCGUUAAACACCUUUUGAAAAGUACCUCAGGAAAAGAAGUGACACAUCCGUUGGUACAUUGGACUAAUCAUCUUUGUGAUGACACUGCCACUCGGAAGGAUUACACCAUUUUGAAAUCUCAGGGUUCGAUCCUUGGGGACAAGGAUUCGUUGAUGGAGGGGGAAUUGUCAUAA